GAAACGGUAGCUACUUAAGACACGGAGGCUGGCCGCCACUCCGCAUAUCGAUGAAAAUAGAACACUUUCUCAUCUUCAAGAGAUAGUGAUGCAUGCGGUCUCUUCACCUGACCAGACAUGUUCGUCAUUGUGACGCCAUGAGCCAGCCGUUCACAAGUGGCGCCGGUCCAUAACACAGCCCACAGAUAUGCAACUGCGCUUUUCCCUGCGAGGUUUUACUGGCAGCAGCCCGUUGCACACGGACGCGACAAAACAGGCAUGCAUCAUCAGCAGAACACCGUUAAUCUCUGCCUUUUCUUCCUAAACAGAUUUGUUGCAAGAUAGACUGAACGAAAUACAGCCGUUAAAAAGAUUUUUUGUUGUUGAAACGUAAGAAAGACAAGAAGGGAUUUUACCUUAACUGGUGCGGUCACUGGAAAACCUGCGAGGAUGAACGACAUAAAACUUGCAGUGCUGGGGAGUGAAGGGGUCGGAAAAUCAGCCCUCAUCGUGCGAUUCCUUACAAGGCGCUUUAUUGGGGAAUAUGCAUCAUCUUCAGAGUGCAUAUACAGAAAACGGCUGUCUAUUGAUGGAAGGCAGCUGAAUAUCGAGCUGUAUGAUCCCUGCUCACAGCCAUGUGACGGGAAGUCCUCUCUGAAUGACCAGAUACACUGGGCAGAUGGCUUUGUGGUGGUCUAUGACAUCAGCGACAGGUCAUCUUUCCUCACCGCAAAAGCCAUUGUGCACCUCAUCCGGGAGCUGCACCUAGGAGUUGCCAAAAGGGAUGGGGACUCGGUGGUGUUUCUGGUGGGGAACAAGCAGGACCUGUGCCACAUGAGGGAGGUCAGCAGGGAGGAGGGCCAGCGGCUGGCGGCUGAGAGCAAGUGCCAGUUCUACGAGCUGUCCGCCGCCGAGCACUACCAGGAGGUGGCGCUCAUGUUCUCCAAGGUCGUCCGCAAUGCCAGCCUCAACGGCAAGACCAAGGACCGACGGAGGCCAAGCGGGUCCAAGUCCAUGGCCAAGCUGAUCAACAAUGUCUUUGGGAAAAGGAGGAAGUCCGUGUAGGCCCACACCUGUGUAGCCCAGCAUGUUACCGAUUUUGGCAACAUCAAAGCAUAUGUAUGAACUUGCACAGACUGAAUGUAACCUUGUGGUUACCUUGCCUUCAAGUUGUUCUUGCAGGAAGCACGUUGCUUUGUGACGCAUGAUCUCCCAGAACAUACCACAACAAAAAUAAUGUUGAAUAAAGUAACAAAAGUAUCGCAUUAAUGCACCAUAUAUACUUUCUGUCAGUUCAAAGUAUGGUACUGUAUAGUAUGGUACAAUAUAUAGUAAGAUAGUAAGGUACUGCAUUAAUGGUAACAGUAUAGCACUUGUUGAAUAAGACCGAUCUUGUAUUAUAACUUCGUAUGAAUGACCUUGUAUUUUAACGUCUUAUGAAUGGCCUUGUAUUUUAGUGUGUUAUCUAUUGCGUAAGUGAAUGAUUUGAGUUUCAGCAGAAAUACUCAACAGGUACGAAAUGUAAUUUGA
Molecule: messenger RNA, 1509 nt
Organism: Megalops cyprinoides (Indo-Pacific tarpon)
Lineage: Eukaryota; Metazoa; Chordata; Actinopteri; Elopiformes; Megalopidae
Gene: rergla
Product: RERG/RAS-like a
Exons: 5
Coding region: 430-1044 (204 amino acids)
Molecular function (GO): GTPase activity; GTP binding
Source: RefSeq, a predicted model, not a curated record